GAGAUUAACGGACCAAAUCAACACCACAAUGAGUAGCUAGAGAUCUGCAUUAGACAGGCGGUAAACGGCCCUCUUUCGACAGUUGUACCCUUCGCCUAAACGUGUGGCAUCUUGUUAACCGUGUGGGAUCAACCGGGAGCUACCGGCCGCCAACUAAUUUACACUCGCCUAUUUUUGGCCAGAAGCCGAUCGCAGCCAUGAUGGCGUCAAGCUACAACGCUAAGGAAGGGGACGGGCACAACUCCGGUGCCUCGAAUAACGGAGGCGCCGGGGUCGUGAAAAGUAAAAAGCCGGACAACACCGCGUUCAAACAGCAGAGGCUACCGGCCUGGCAGCCCAUCCUCACGGCGGGCACCGUGCUGCCGGCUUUCUUCGUGAUCGGUCUCAUCUUCAUACCCAUCGGCAUCGGCCUGUACGUCACUUCAAACAACAUCAAAGAGUACGAGAUUGAUUACACCGGUGCAGACAUUAACGAUGCAUGCUACAACUGUGCCAAGAACUUCAGCUGGAACAGCACAAUGCCAUGUGUCUGCUCUGUGGUCUUCACACUGGAGCAGCCAUUUGAGAGCAACGUCUUCAUGUACUACGGCUUAUCCAACUUCUAUCAGAACCACAGGCGCUAUGUGAAGUCCAGGGAUGACAGCCAACUGAAUGGAGACCGGUCCGCUUUAACGAACCCCAGCAAGGAAUGUGAACCGUAUCGCACAAGUGAGGGACAGCCCAUCGCUCCGUGUGGGGCCAUAGCUAACAGCCUUUUCAAUGACACUCUGGAGCUGUAUUACAUUGAUGCCAAUGGCAGCAGAAACCUGAUUCCUCUGGUGAAGAAGGGAAUCGCGUGGUGGACAGACAAGCACGUUAAGUUCAGGAACCCCGGUGGAAACGACAACAACCUUACUGUAGCCUUCCAAGGCACAUCCAAGCCGGUGAACUGGAGGAAGCCAGUGUUCGAGAUGGACCCGUACGAUCCUGAGAACAACGGCUUCAUCAACGAGGACUUCAUCGUGUGGAUGCGCACCGCUGCGUUGCCCACCUUUCGCAAGCUCUAUCGCAUCAUCCAGAAGAAGUCUAGCACGACCCCGACUCUCCCCAGUGGCAAAUACAACUUGGACAUCACUUACAAUUAUCCGGUGCGUAGCUUUGACGGUCGCAAGCGGAUGAUCCUGAGCACCAUCUCCUGGAUGGGAGGGAAGAACCCGUUCCUCGGCAUCGCCUACAUCACCGUGGGCUCCAUCUGCUUCUUCCUGGGUGUGGUUCUGCUCAUCAUCCACCAUAAAUAUGACACCCGCAACAACAGUGCCGACAUUCCAAGCUAAACUUUCCUCGCGCCUCGUCCUCCUGUCUGCGCAUGCAUGGUUGUUCUGGACUGCUCGUUGACGUUCGUGUGAAUACACUGGUUUCUGUUUUAUUGUCGUGCGUUUGUGUACAGACGGCAUCGUCAAGUGUCUCAUCGAAUGCUGUGAUCUUGUGACGGGCAACUAAGGCAAAAGCAGGAUGAUAGUCUGUCUCUGUACAUAUAGCUUCAAAUUAGCUCCUGGGAAUAUAAUUUCCUGUACAUCUAUUUAUCUUUACCCUGUCGAAGUAUGUGUUCUUUUUUAGAUGGGCUUUGCAAAUGGCUGCUUUUACUGAGGGAUGUAUGUAUUUUUUAUGCAACUUUUGUUCCUUUUUGAGUGCUGUAAUAUGUCCUGCUGAUGAAUGUACCAUGUUAUUUAAAUGACAUGCCUCUGGUUUUUGAGAUUACCGUGAA
Molecule: messenger RNA, 1744 nt
Organism: Pseudoliparis swirei
Lineage: Eukaryota; Metazoa; Chordata; Actinopteri; Perciformes; Liparidae
Product: cell cycle control protein 50A-like
Exons: 7
Coding region: 198-1313 (371 amino acids)
Biological process (GO): phospholipid translocation
Cellular component (GO): Golgi apparatus; plasma membrane; endoplasmic reticulum
Source: RefSeq, a predicted model, not a curated record